Molecule: messenger RNA, 867 nt
Organism: Penicillium longicatenatum
Lineage: Eukaryota; Fungi; Ascomycota; Eurotiomycetes; Eurotiales; Aspergillaceae
Product: Aminoglycoside phosphotransferase
Exons: 1
Coding region: 1-867 (288 amino acids)
Source: RefSeq, a predicted model, not a curated record
AUGUGUUUGAUCAGAGCCGGCGGCGAGGGCUCUUACCUGAGUGGUGGCUCUCUUUGGAGUGGUGGCUAUCGCUGGAGUCGUAGCUCUCGCCGGAGUGGUGGCUCUAUUUGGAGUGGUGGCUCUCCUAGGCAUCGUAGCUCUCGCUGGAGUCGUAGCUCUCGCCGGAGUGGUGGCUCUAUUUGGAGUGGUGGCUCUCCUAGGCGUCGUAGCUCUCGCUGGAGUCGUAGCUCUCUUUGGAGUGGUGGCUAUCGCUGGAGUAGUGGCUCUCGCUGGAGUGGUGGCUCUCUUUGGAGUGGUGGCUCUCUUUGGAGUGGUGGCUCUCUUUGGAGCGGUGGCUCUCUUUGGAGUCGUAGCUCUCUUUGGAGUGGUGGCUCUCCCUGGAGUCGUAGCUCUCUUUGGAGUGGUGGCUCUCCCUGGAGUCGUAGCUCUCUUUGGAGUGGUGGCUAUCGCUGGAGUAGUGGCUCUCGCUGGAGUGGUGGCUCUCUUUGGAGUGGUGGCUCUCUUUGGAGUGGUGGCUCUCCUAGGCGUCGUAGCUCUCGCUGGAGUCGUAGCUCUCUUUGGAGUGGUGGCUCUCCCUGGAGUCGUAGCUCUCUUUGGAGUGGUGGCUCUCUUUGGAGUGGUGGCUCUCGCUGGAGUGGUGGCUCUCGCUGGAGUGGUGGCUCUCGCUGGAGUGGUGGCUCUCUUUGGAGUGGUGGCUCUCUUUGGAGUGGUGGCUCUCUUUGGAGUGGUGGCUCCCAUGAGGGUGGCCCAUUUCCAGUUUGGUGCGACGACUUUCGACCACAGAAUUUAAUGGUCGAUAAAGCUGAAAAAGUCGUUGGGGUGGUGGAUUGGGAGUUUACAGCCGUCGAAGAAUUACGAGAGAUAUAA